Protopolystoma xenopodis is the source of this 867-nucleotide messenger RNA. The record is from the annotation of a GenBank genome assembly. Lineage: Eukaryota; Metazoa; Platyhelminthes; Monogenea; Polystomatidea; Polystomatidae.
AUGCGCCGGGUCUCCACCAGCCGCCGGCGUCGUUCCAUCUUAGUCAGUCCAACCGAGCGAUGCGUCAUGCCGUGUGCCUCCGGAAUCUCUCUGUUCUGCCAGGCGCGCCCAUCUUGUCGUCACAUCGCCAAUGCGGCAGACCGUCACAAACAAACGCACGGACACCAACGCGUGCAAAUAACCCUUUAUCCGUUACGCUCCAACCGACCAGCCGAGCGUAUCGGCUCCGGUAUCACUUUUCAUUCGGCCACCGAGUCUACCGAAUCAGCCUCCUUCCAACUCUGGCCUCACGUCAACCAGACUGUUGUGAUGGGCGACGGAAAGGCGCACCUCGAGGCGAGCCACCAUACCCAGCCCAAAAGCAGGCCGGCAACGAUGGCAUCGAGCGGCGCGUUUGUCUGGCCCUGCGACUUCUGGGCUUCUGGUGUCGUGGCCGGGCGCGCGAAGCCGCGUCGGGGUGGGGCUGCCAGGGGGCCCAAAGGACCCUCCACAAGUCGGUUGGCAUGUUCAGCCCACAAAAAGCCAGCCCGUUUGUCGGCCCACCUCUCGCGGCGCUUUGCAGCUCUCUCCUCCCUCAUAGCCCUCCGGCCCCGUAUGUCUGCGUCUGCCUCGAAGCGCUGGUUGUCUGCGUGUAGGCACUCGCAUGUCUCUAUCCUCGUGUUUGUCUGUCAGUCGGGUGGUCGGGCGGACAACCCUUUUGUGCACAAUCGUCUGAGCAGACUGUCAGACGGCAGCAAGCAUAGCGACUCCGACCGGUUUGACUUGUGCUCUCUCGUCCACGCAGGGGCUGUGCACGAGCAGAUGAUCGCCAGACCCGGGAAGUGCUUGAGCUGCUGGGGCAAAUGGGAGUAUCACUUCGUCUCCUAG